Messenger RNA from Numida meleagris (helmeted guineafowl), 5333 nucleotides. RefSeq names its product Rho GTPase activating protein 17 (gene ARHGAP17). Bases 119 to 2656 code for a protein of 845 amino acids. Gene Ontology annotation, molecular function: protein binding; GTPase activator activity. Lineage: Eukaryota; Metazoa; Chordata; Aves; Galliformes; Numididae. The record is from RefSeq and is a predicted model, not a curated record. Gene Ontology annotation, biological process: regulation of Rac protein signal transduction; positive regulation of GTPase activity; regulation of actin cytoskeleton organization. Gene Ontology annotation, cellular component: cytosol; intracellular anatomical structure; cytoplasm. The transcript has 20 exons.
GGCGUCGACUUCCGGUGGGUGGGGCUAGGCGGCGGGGCCGCGAGCAGGGAGGAGGCAGAGUAGGGAGCGCAGCGCAGGCAGCGGGAGUCCGGCGGGAGGCCGGGGUGCGGCCGCCGCUAUGAAGAAACAGUUCAACCGCAUGAAGCAGCUGGCCAACCAGACUGUCGGCAGGGCUGAGAAAACGGAGGUGCUUAGUGAAGACCUGCUGCAGAUCGAGAGACGUCUUGACAAUGUGAGAUCUGUUUUCCAUAUCACACAGAAACGGUUAAUUGCGUGUUUUCAGGGCCAGCAUGGUACAGAUCCUGAGAAGAGACAUAAAAAGCUUCCUCUAACAGCUCUUGCUCAAAAUAUGCAAGAAGGAUCAGCCCAGCUAAGUGAUGAAACUCUGUUGGGGAAAAUGCUAGAUACGUGUGGUGAUGCAGAGAAUAAAUUGGCAUUGGAGCUCUCCCAGCAUGAAGUACAGAUUGAAAAAGACAUUUUAGAACCACUGAGCACGCUAACGGAAGUAGAGAUUCCUAACAUUCAGAAGCAGAGGAAACAGCUUGCAAAGUUGGUUUUGGACUGGGAUUCUGCUAGGGGAAGGUAUAACCAAGCCCACAAGACUUCAGGAACAAAUUUUCAAAUGCAUCCUUCAAAAAUAGAUUCUCUUAAGGAAGAAAUGGAUGAAGCUGGAAAUAAAGUAGAACAAUGCAAGGAUCAACUAGCAGCAGAUAUGUAUAACUUUGUGUCCAAAGAAGGAGAAUAUGCUAAGUUUUUUGUUAUGUUAUUAGAAGCACAAGCAGAUUACCAUAGAAAAGCAUUAACAGUCAUAGAAAAGGUCCUACCCGAAAUUCAAGCCCAUCAAGACAAAUGGACUGAAAAACCAGCUUUUGGAACUCCGUUAGAAGAGCAUCUCAAGCGCAGCGGUCGUGAAAUUGCAAUCCCCAUUGAAGCCUGUGUAAUGAUGCUUCUGGAGACGGGGAUGAGAGAGGAGGGCUUAUUCAGAAUUGCUGCUGGAGCCUCCAAGUUAAAAAAGCUUAAAGCUGCCUUAGACUGUUCAGCUUCUCAACUUGAUGAAUUUUAUUCUGAUCCCCAUGCUGUUGCAGGUGCCUUGAAAUCCUAUUUGCGAGAAUUGCCAGAGCCUUUAAUGACCUACAGUCUUUAUGAAGAAUGGACACAAGCUGCAAAUAUUCAGGACCAGGAUAAGAAGCUACAAGAGCUAUGGAAAAUUUGUAACAAAUUACCUAAGCAUUAUCAUGCUAAUUUCAGGUAUUUAAUCAAAUUUUUAGCAAAGCUUGCGCAGAACAGCGAUGUUAACAAAAUGACACCCAGCAAUGUUGCAAUAGUCUUGGGCCCCAACUUGUUAUGGGCAAAGACUGAAGGAUCCCUUGCUGAAAUGGCAGCUGCAACUUCAGUCCAUGUGGUAGCAAUUAUUGAGCCAAUUAUUCAGCAUGCAGACUGGUUCUUCCCUGGAGAUCAAGACUUCAAUGUGUCUGGGGCAUUUGUUGCAGUUCCUGCUGUUAAUUCAAAUCACUUGUCACACACUGGGAAUGAAUAUGAUUCUGGGACACUGGAACGGAAGAGGCCUGUUAGUAUGGCUGUAAUGGAAGGGGAUUUAUUGAAGAAGGAAAGCUUUGGUGUCAAGGUUAUGGACUUCCAAGCAAACCCUCGGAGAUGUGGCACUAUAAAUAGAAAGCACACAUCCCCGGCUUUCCAGCCACCACUUCCACCCACAGAGGCUGGCAUGCUGGCUCAUUCUGGAGCGGAGCAGCAUUCACAAGCUGCUGUGGCUGAAACAAGCCCAGUGGGUGCUGGUUUUGCUCUCUCUGCUGGCACAGCAGAACAGUUACAAAGUCAAGGAAAUGAGGAUGUCAGUACCUCAAAACCGAAGGACAACGCGUCUUCAGCUACUCCUCCACCUGUGAGAAAUGGUGGGCAUGUGAGCACUGCCCCAAACCAGUCAGCAAGUAGCACUAAUCAGCUUUCUGUUAAUCAGCCACAGAAUGCAGCAGGUCCCAGUCCCCAUUCAGCGAGGAGAGCUGUUAAAAAGCCUGCGCCAGCGCCUCCCAAGCCAGCCAACCCCCCACCAGGGCAGCCAGGAAGCCAAAGCUCUGCCCCAGCUGCUCAGCCACCUUCUGUCUCUCCAAAGCCACUUGCCAGAAGCUCUUCUCCUCCUUCCCAACACGCAAACCAGGGAGCAGCCCUGACCUCCAGUUCCCAGGUUUCUGCACCUCGGCGAUACUCCAGCAGCCUUUCCCCAAUCCAAGCUCCCAGCCACCCACCACCACAGCCCCCAACGCAGGCUACUCCUCCACUGCAGCCCAAAGCAAACAAUCAAGCAUCUCCUGCUGCACCCAGCAGCGAACAUGGACCAGAGCAGCCCUGUUACACUCCUCCGCAGACUCCAACACCACCCGAUACACCCCCUCUAGGCAAGCACAGUACUACUUCCCCGCCAUCACAGCCGCAGUCAUCUACUCAAGACACCUCACAGUCUCACUCUCCACCUCACAGUGGCACACUGCCAAGGCCACGGCCGGUGCCCAAGCCUAGAAACAGACCCAGUGUUCCCCCUCCUCCUCAUCCUCCUUCUCAGCUGGCUGGAGAUGGUAUUAUUGCAAAUCCCACACAAACAGCUUCCAAAAUAGUAACAGGUGGGGAUGGUUACUGCGAAUAAGGUUUGUACUUACCAGAAACAUGCAAUAUAAGCUAAAAUGCUCCUGCACAGCAAUAUUUUAUUUGUAGCUUUAUUUUGUAUAUGCGCUUUGGAAUAUGUGCUCUCUGUCAGCUCUGUAUGUUAUCUCAUGUCAUUCUGUUUGUAAGACAUAUUAGGACCUAUGCUUAAUUUCAAUAGUCCUGUGAAUAUUAAUUCGUACUUUAGAGCAAAUGGUAAAAAUAACAGUAUUGAACAACGCUUCCCGCAAUCACCAGGUGUGAAGCAGUGACCCGUUUAAAAUAGAUUUCUUCUCAUCAGUGCAGGCAAAUGUUGCAGCUUGUGUUUUUUUCCUCUAGUUCAGUGUUUUGUGGUUGCAUUUUAGUGUAGCUGUCACUUUAGGUUUUCAGUUAACUUUACUUGGAUCUUACUUGGCAAAAUACAUGGUUGUGUGACUAAACCCCUCUGCAGAUGCAGCAGCAUCUGCAUUCUGGCAUGUUUGCACUUGCAUUCUGUCAGCCCCAGCCUCACUAAUAGUCUGUUCAAUCGCAGGUGCCAAACAGCACAUUAAUAAUAUCACUGUUGAUAAGUAAUGGCUCAGAAAUAUGCUACCUUUUGUGAAGGUAACAACUGCAUGACAGGCUGGAAAAGUUGAGCUUGCAUUCUGGAAUUAUUUCAAGGUUAGAAGUACAAUUUUAUGUACAAGAAACUAGCAAUAAAUUGAGCAGUUAAGCAACUAAAAAGUAGCUUGGUUUUAAAAUAACAGACAUCUCCUGAUUGUACUCCUGCUCUUUUUAUCAGCAUCUCUAAAAUACAAAGGCAAUUCAUUUCAAAACUGAAUUCAACCUUAAGGCUGUAGGUUCUGGUUCUUUACAGCACUUGUAAGGAAGUUAAGAAUGGGAACAGUGCUGAUGAGUCAAACUCCAAGUAAAGAGAGUUUUUGUGUUUCUGGGGAAAUUGCAUUAAUGCUAGCAGUUCGGCAGAAUUUGUUUUACCCCAGUGUAACUGGAGAAAUGCUUGCCUUCUAAGUAAUAACCAGCUGGUAUGCAGGGGGCUGCGUCAUUAGUGGGGGAGUUUAAGUUACACAAACAAAGCAUCUGCCAUGUGAUAGUGGUUGUGAAUUGAGGAGAGGAUCGUGAAUAACCACGUCAGUGCUGACUUUCAGGGAGAGCAGAUUUUCAGUGGUUACCAGCAUAAGUAGUACACAGCUGUCUUGUAGUUGGGAUACAAUUAAAGAAACUGCCAAACAAACAAAAAAAAUACUAUAAUCAAGAUCUGAUUAUGAACCUGAAAAUGUUAGAAAAGAAUUAAUAGAUAUCAGUCCUCCCAAGUGCAAACUGUAGCAGAUUGGCUGUGUAAAUUGCGUCUGGUAAACAACACUAGGAAAGCUCCCACGCUAGAAAGUCUGUCAAGGAAAGAUGAUGAUGAAGGAUUCUUUAGCAAAGCUGGUAAAGGAACCCUGAAUACCUAGUAUGUUUUGAAGACAAACAAGAAACUGGGGAACAGUUAAAAUGACAGCCAGGCUUGCCUAAAGCAGUAUGCUCAGUGCAGGAUCAUCCAGCUUUUCCAGGUCCGUCAGUUUUUUUUAAAAGAAUACUUGUUCUGAAUUAACACCACUGCGUAUUACAUAGGAGUAUCUGCUCUAACAUUUACACACGCACAUGUAGUAUUGACUUGUAAGCACUGGCUGGUACUGUAAACUGGCUUAUCUGAUUCACAAUGUGAAAUAACUAUCUUCAAUUUUAAUCUUAAAUAAUGGAGCAAGGGAAACCAGGAAUAAUAGAAGCCAAAAUUAAGUUGCCAGCUGACUUUAUAAUAUCGGCAUGAGAAUUCUGAAUUGUUUUCAGGGUAUUAUUGAAUUCCUUUGUCCGUAUCCUGGACAGUAAUGCCUCAAAUUCUAUUUACAGUAUUAAAGUUACGAGCCCUAGAAAAGAAUAUUCUAAUCAAAAAUUUUAUUAAAUAAUCUAGAUGUUUGACCUGCAUUCAGUAUGAACUGUAUUGGAAAGUUCAAUGGUAAGGAAAAGGCAUAUGAUUGGCCAAAAAUGUUGCUAAUUCAUAAUCAUGUGUGUGCUGAUGCCCACUACUAACCUGUCACAAAUAACACUGCUUGCUUGCAUUAUCGUUAGUGUGGCAUGCAAAAAGCAUGGCUGUUUAUGCUUGCUUUUACAUUAACGUACUAAAAGUAUUGAAGACUAGAAUGUGUAAAAUUCCUGUUUUGACUGGCCAGUUUCACAUCUUAUUUCUUCAACUUACUGGAUAUUGUAGCUAGAAAUCCAUGUAUUUUAUACAGAGGCUCAUCUUGUAUUCAGCUUAGCGGUAUUGCUAAUCACAAAUACUCCUUUCCUGUGUCAUCUCACACUUUGUUACCUCUUUUUUGGGUUUCAUCCCUCAAUAUGCGAUAGCAGUAGGGAGAACUGUGUGGGCUUGUGAAGCUGAACACAUCUUCUGAGCCAUAUUUUGAAUGAAAAUUCAGCAGUAGUGACAGAUGUUGGGGAGAAUGCAGUGUCUGCUGCUUGGGUUCUGUGCACACCUUCUCUAUGGUUGGCUAUAGCAUGGGACAUUAAGAAAGAAUAUGUAGGAAUUUGGGAAAUCACAUGACUACAGUGUGUCCUAUGCAAUGGUGCUUCUGAUGAUAAUAGUAAAAUGCCUAAAAAAAAUCUGAACUUCAAAAAAAUUUAAUUUUAAAUCAAGUGAUUUUGAA